Molecule: messenger RNA, 3695 nt
Organism: Patiria miniata (bat star)
Lineage: Eukaryota; Metazoa; Echinodermata; Asteroidea; Valvatida; Asterinidae
Product: sodium-dependent phosphate transporter 2-like
Exons: 12
Coding region: 79-1809 (576 amino acids)
Biological process (GO): phosphate ion transmembrane transport
Cellular component (GO): membrane
Molecular function (GO): phosphate transmembrane transporter activity
Source: RefSeq, a predicted model, not a curated record
CCAAGCUACUCCGCACACGGAUAUACAUCAGCUGUCGCAUAGCUUCAUUGCAAGAUAUCCUACCCAGAGUCUGCUGUGAUGGAUCUACCCUACGCCACACGAUAUCUAGCUCCUUACGAUGAGUCUAUACUGUGGAUUGUUAUCGUCGGCUUCCUCGUCGCCUUCGUUCUCGCCUUCGGUCUGGGUGCCAACGAUGCUGCUAACUCAUUCGGAACUGCCGUUGGAGCCAAAGUCUUCACUUUGCUGCAGGCCAUUAUUUUAGCGUCGAUCUUCGAAACGGCAGGCUCCAUCGCGCUUGGUGGCAAUGUAUCCGGAACGAUACGAGGAGGAUUAUUUGAUGCCACCGUCUAUGAUGGACGUGAGGAGUUAUUGAUGGUAGGACAGCUAUCAGCACUCGCAUCUGCGUGUGUGUGGCUCCUCGUCGCGACAAUGAUGUCAUUUCCGGUAUCAGCUUCGCACAGCAUUGUGGGUGCAUCUUUGGGAUUCCAUCUUGUGGUGUUUCUUGACACCGGCGUCGACUGGUUCGUCAUUGGCAAAAUAGCAAUAUCGUGGGUUGCAUCUCCGUUCUUAUCCGGCAUUGUAUCCUCUGCAAUUUACUUCGUGUUGAAGUAUACAAUGCUGGACAGAGACGACCAACUCAAGUCGGGUCUAAUCGCUGUACCCUUCUGGUAUUUUCUGGUAUUUUUCAUCAACUGCCUCUCCAUAUUGUUGGCGAUUAAAGAAGUUGAGAAUGCCACAUCAAUCGGCGUAUGGCUGAACGUUCUGGCAUCACUCGGCUUGGGACUUUUUGUCGCUGCAGCAGCAUUUCUGUUUUUGGUGCCUUAUACGAGAAGAAAGGCCAAAGCUGCUGAAGCACGCUACCAGCAAGAACAAGCCGAACUUGAGAAGGAACAGACAAUCCAUGCCAAACAAGGAGAUAUCGAAAUGAAAACAGUUUCUGCAGAGGUACACGCUUACGACAACAAGUACAUGACGACUGACGAGGAGAUGAACAGUGCCGACUCGGUGGACAGUAGUGGAAUCGAGGCAGGCAAUAGGACCCAUGCACAGUCAGCAACAUCCAAUGAUUUGGCGAACAUCGAGGUCACAAACCGACCGCGGGAGGACUCAAGGCUAUCACGCAUGUCACUGAAGGUGAUCACACUCGAUGCAAAGGAAGAAGAGGAAGAACAAAGCAUAUUCCACGUGGACAAGAAGUCCGAGGACUGGUUAGCGGUGAAGGACACCGUGGCAGUCACAACUAUCUGCGGACCUCUGCAGGGUCUGUCAGCAUGCUUUGCUGCGUUCUCACACGGUGGAAAUGACGUCAGCAAUGCCAUUGGUCCACUAAUCGGGCUGUAUCUCAUCUACACAAAAGGGAGGAUCGACACGAAAGAAGCGACACCUAUUUGGAUCCUGGUGUACGGCGGUGUAGGCAUUGCUGUUGGUCUUGCCAUUCUUGGACGCAGAGUCAUCAAGACCAUUGGCACUGACUUAACACCAAUGACUCCGUCUACCGGGUUCUCCAUCAACCUGGGCGCAGCCAUCACUGUCCUCGUUGCCUCUAAUCUUAGCAUACCAGUCAGCACCACGCAUUGCCUGGUAGGUUCUGUGGCCAUCGUUGGAUUCAUACGGGCCAGGAAAGCCAUGGAUUUGAAGCUCUUCACGGGUAUCUUCAGUGCGUGGAUCAUAACCCUGCCGGUUACUGUACUCCUCUCAGCUGCCUUCAUGGGUCUCAUCCAGCACGCCGUGCCAGGGGGAUGCGACAUACAACAGCUGCAGUAUCCGCCACCAAACACCACAACUGUCAUUAUGACUACUAUUGCAUGAGGAGGUGUGGUUACAUGCAUUCUACUGACUGAGAAUUAUGUAGAAAAGGUGGAAAAUGCAGGUGAAGUGUUGCAAAAGCUGUAUUAUAAAGCAAGUUAGUCGACUAGUGAUUGAUUCGUGACGUAACAUACGCCUGCUCUGUAAUUUUGACCAAUAGAUGGUCAGAACAUCACAAAACUCCUCGGUCCUCGCUCCCUGCUAUGCAUUAUGAUGCGUACGGCUAUUACCGAGCUCAUGAAUAAAAGUUAUAAGGCCUCAAAAUAUUCUAUAUAUAAGAGAGUUCUGAGAGCUAUGAAAUUGGGAAAUCAAAGUGAUGUGGCAGUGCACCCUAGCCCGGACAUCUUGGAUGCAAUUUGGGUCCGAAAGUGGUGCUACUUAGCCAUGUUGUGGAGGGAUCCUUUUCCAAGAUGGCUACUUUUCCACCUUCGGAAACAUCACUCGUUUUAGGGGUAGUCUUCUUUUGGUGAGAAUUGAUCGAAAAGUCAUCGGUCAGCCCACCAAAAUUUUAAAAGAAAAUGAAAGAUGACAUAUUGAUCAUCAUUUUUCUGUGCAGUCUGAACACCUGUUAUAGAAUUCUAAGUAUUUGUAUGUCUAUGGGAAGUUUUACACUUGGAUGAACCCCUAUAGUGACAAGUGAUUUUGAAGCGUCACCUCGUGACAUAUCGAGGGUAUUCAGCGAGGUAUCCGUCCGCACUUCUUUAAAAAACACAAUCGUUGUACAGCUGUAUAGUUGUUAAAAGGGAUUUGGGUUUCAUAGGAAACAUUUUUUAGGGUAUGGUUGGUAUGUAGGCCAUACUAUUAUGGUCAACACAGGAACGUCAGAAGAAAUUACGAGAAGCGAUUACUCAUUAUAAUCGAUGUAUCAUACUAAAUGAAAUGCUCGCCCCAAUAGGUUUGCUGCAGGAUGACAACGUUUUUGACACUAUAGGUUUGUGUACAGAUUAAUUACAAACUUAUUCAGCAGCGCCCUUAAUAUGGAGGGUCUUUUGUAAGUUGAAGGUCGUACAUUGCUGAAAAAGAAGUAGAAAGCAACACAUAUCUGUGUUCUGUAAAUGCUUUUAAAUGGGAACUUUUCCCCGAAACUAGACUCUCAAGUAAAUUAUUAAGAUAAUUUAAGGGGGUAAUUUUACAACUGGAAUUGCAUUCAUAAUGACGUAAAUUGUCCUAAAAUUAUUCUUUAGCUUUUUAAACUAUGUUAUAUGUUGGUACAUUGUGGUACCAUACCAGUAAAUGAGGGAAAUGGGUUCAAAGCCAUUCGGAAUUAGACCCUCGCUAUGAUUUGCCAAACUUCAGUCAUUUCAAGAACUUUUGUGCUUGUAUGUUCACGGCCGAUAUUACAGUCAAAACCUUAUUUGGUUUGUCCAAGAAACACACUGAAUCUUCAAAGAGUAGAGCUCACCGCAUAAACCGAUAAAACAUUAUUUAUUUCAAGACCAUGUUUCGUGCGAGACUUCUGCGUUGUAAUAUUUGUCAGCAUUUAACAAACAUUUGGCUGGUUUGAAACUUGAGGUCUGGUGUUUGAUAAAGAAGGGCGCUGCGCAUGCGCGGCAGUGAAGCCUUGCACUUAAACCAAGGUCUGGUUUAGAUCAUAUGCAUUCCAUACCUCCCUUCAAUCUUCUGUUUUCAAUACUUUCAAUGCGUUGGUUUAUUUCAAUCAAAACAAAAUAAAAAAGAAAUAAACAAUUUCCCGUUAGUUUUCCCAAAGUAAAAUGACGUGCAUCAAAGGCUGUGCGGGGAGCCAGGAUUUCCACCUUUUUUGGGGGGGGGGGGAGAUGUAUAUUAAGAGUAGAAUAUCGAUUCAAAAGCAGAAGACUAUGAGACAUUUUCAUUGGUGGUUUCUUUGUGUGUUUAUACAAAACUUAAUCUCUCGGCAACAGAGUCAUUUG